Messenger RNA from Lymnaea stagnalis (great pond snail), 37373 nucleotides. The record is from the annotation of a GenBank genome assembly. NCBI's taxonomy places the organism in Eukaryota, Metazoa, Mollusca, Gastropoda, Lymnaeidae.
GUUCAAUUUGACACCCAGCAUGUCAUGGUUCUGAUAUAAGUCAGCAUCUCAAGUGGGUUUUAGAGUGAAAACCGAGCAUUGCCGAAGGACGAAUGACGUCACUAUUAAAAAAGAGGAAGACAGUAGGUCCGAGAAAUGGCGACUCCGUGAUCAGUCUCGUUGGGGGGUGAUUGGGGGUUGGACUCGCUUAGUUCUAUGACUUUCUGGACACAUGAGUUACCCACCCUAAAAUAUUUAUUUGUGAAAAGUUUGGUGUAUUCUUAAUUGGAGCAGAAAUGUCGGCAAAUAUGUAUCGAGUUGGAGGUAAGUAAAUUUUCCCGAUCGUGUUGAUUGAAAGAGGAAAGAGGCAUGCAUGCCUCACAAACCAAGCUGAACGGCGUCGUAAUACUAAAAUAAAACUUUUUGCUCGUGUUAGGGCGUUUGCCGAUGCUGUAAGUUAUCAAAGUAAUAUUUUUCGAUAAAAAUAGCUGAUUCAAUGAUUAGAAAUUUAAAUUAUUAUUAUAAAAGUACUUAAUUCGCAUUUGUUCUGUAUCUAAAUACAUUUAAUGCGUAGACUUACAUUUUACAGGAGUGAUACGGUUACUGAUCGCUUCGAUUUUUAUAUGUUUAAUAUCUCAAAAACUCUCUGUGAAACAAUGCAAUUUUAUUUGUUUUUUCGUUUACGGAGAUGGUGAAAUACAUUUCAAAGUAUGUUUUAGAAGUAAAUUGUUAUUGGUUUUGAUACAGUGUUGGAACGUGCGUAACAGGGACUAUUUUAUGAAUACAACAAUGUCGACCCGAGACUGAAGGGGGGAAAUGAGGGUGGAGGGGGAAGUAGAUUUAUUUGGCAUCCAACGGUUUCUAAAAUUUAAAAAAAAAAAAAGAAUAAAACGACCGAAAAAUAUUGUACUUUUGAAAGCUUUUUAAAUUUUAAAGCCAUUAUUUUUUGUUUAUCCUUUAUAUUUAGACUAUACAACCAAAACAAUUUAGGGCUAUCGUUUAUAGUAUAGUUUAUAGUAUAGGCCCUAGUCUAGGGCCAGGGCUAUUUUUUUGUAAACAGUUUUUAAAUUUCUUAUCAUGUUUAUAACAUAUAAAUGAUAUACUAUUAGGAAAUGGUAAUAUGCAUCCCACCUCUUGUUUAAAAUAACUAGUCAACUUAAUUUCUUUAGUUCUUAAAGCUGCAUUUUAUUUAUCCAAUUAAUGAAGUAAAAAGUCUAUUGCUAAUCAUAAGUAUUUAUAAGUUUAAAAAGACAAUGUCAAUAUACAAACAAAAAAGUGUUGUUAAGUUUAAGCAGCCAAAGCAGAGCCUACAACUAACAUAAUAAAUAAUUGCUAAAAAGCCAUGGCCUAAUCUCAAACUCAUAAUAAUUUUUCCACCUAUAUAAAAUAUCAACUUUUGCUUAUACUUAUACUCUUAAACUGAUAAGUAAUUAAAUGCUUUGACCGACUUUAACAUUUUAAACAUUUGAAUAAUUUUUUUUUAGUUUAAUACCUUCUGCUGUCAUUGUAUCUUUAGAAUUAGUAUGGGUUAAAAACUGCCUGAUAAAUAGUGAGCAUCUGAGGCCUGAUGAUGAGUCUACCAUUAACAUUCUUCAAAAACACUAAAAAAUACAUCAGUAUCCUCAAUAUUAUAUGAUUGAUAGAUGUUGUAGACUAAUUUAGGCAACACUUCCAAUGAUAUCACAUUGCUCUAAGCACCUAAAUAAUAAUUAAAACCAUUAUUAAUGCAUCAGAUCAGGCUGUCUUUUAAUUUGUUGAGAAGUUCUGUAAGUUGUUUCAGGAUAUUUUAUUAGGCCUAUUGAUUUGUUUAUUGAGUCUUUAGUUUCCGAGUGCACUAUUUCAGUUGACAUGGUCAUCUAUCAUAUAUCUUAAUCAGAGGCAAUUUGGGAGUCAACUCCCUCCUUUCGUUUUGUUAAUAAAGAUUUAUCAAAGAGUCGAUAUCAGAAGUAAACUCUACUAAUUAACAAGGCAUAUUUUUGAAAUCUUACUAACUUACUAAAAAAGAAUUAUGUAAUAUUCUAUAUCCAUUUUAUAGUUGCCUCGGAUUCUUUUUUCAUGAUUUAGAAAUAAUGGAAAUGUUUAUUUUAAAAAGAUUUUUUUUUAAAUUUUGAAAGAAGAUUUUUAAGGAUUCUCCAAGCUACAAAAUGGAAAUUGUUGAGUAUAUAUUGUCUCAUUUAUUUAUAUGGAUUUUAUUUUGUAAACAAGUCUUGGGCAAGUCUUCAGAUUAAGAGACCAUGAUAGUUUGUCUGUUAGUGGUUGCGCAGAUGGCCGAUCAGGCUAGCUUUGGUGAAGGAGAAUAGAUGGGGCAAAUCCAAGUCAACUCAGUUAACUCGGGCUUUUCUGGUUGGUCUUUUAUGUUUUGCAGCAGUUUUGUGAGCCUCAUGUUGCAUUGAGCCCUUGUGUAUAGAAGAGCGCCACUAGUCUCGAUUCUUUGAGUCUGUUCCCACAUAUCCGGGUCAAUGUGAAAUGUUUUCAGUGUGUCUUUAAAGCAUUUCUUCUGUCCCCCAUCAAAUAGCCUGCCCUUCUUGAGUUAAUUAUAAUAUAUUCAUUUGGGCAAGCAGCGAUCUGACAUUCUUGCAACAUGGCCCGACUGCAUUUAUGUGUGUGUGCUGGGGAGACUGGCUUUUGCGAUUACCUAUGUUGCAUUGAGCCCUUGUGUAUAGAAGAGCGCCACUAGUCUCGAUUCUUUGAGUCUGUUCCCACAUAUCCGGGUCAAUGUGAAAUGUUUUCAGUGUGUCUUUAAAGCAUUUCUUCUGUCCCCCAUCAAAUAGCCUGCCCUUCUUGAGUUAAUUAUAAUAUAUUCAUUUGGGCAAGCAGCGGUCUGACAUUCUUGCAACAUGGCCCGACUGCAUUUAUGUGUGUGUGCUGGGGAGACUGGCUUUUGCGAUUACCUAUGUGUCCAGGAAAUUGUCCUGCCAUUUGAAUUUAUUAGAGGCUUUUGAUGUGAAAGUAGUUGAGUUUCCUUUCAUGAUGUUAGACUGUCAAUGUUUCACAUGCAUAUAGUAGCGUUGGGAGCCCAGCUGCCUUGUAGACCUUUAAAUUUGGUUUGGGUGCUGAUACCUCUUCUUGUCCAUAAAUUCUUAGACAUUUUCCUGCAUUUUGAGCAAGCUCUUGCAAUUAGAAGGUUCAUCUCAUCAAUGGUUACGCUUUGGGACAGUGUGCUAUUGAGGUAAGAGAAGCUGUUUACAACUUUAAGCCUUUCGCCAUAGACAUGGGUGUUGGGUUUGAUGUAAGAUUUUCAUGGAGCUGGUUGGUACAGGACCUCAGUCCUCUUUGUGUGGUUUGUGCAGGCAUUCGAGUAGUUUGCAACAUUGCGUUGCAUAUAUGCCUCUGAUUCAGCAUUAAGAGCACAUUCAUCAGCAUAAAUAAAGUCCCUGAUGAUGUCUGUCUGGACUUUGAAUUUAGUCUCCUGAGGUUAAAACUUUAACUUCAGUUCUGUAUCUGAUUCUGAUUCAAAUGUCUCCCUUGCUGAAAACAGACAGCAUGGCAGAAAAACAUGAUAAAAGUGUUGUUGCCAGGAUACAACUUUGUUUGACUCCAUUAGACACACAGAAUGGUUCAGACAUCUGUCCAUUUUCCCAGAACCUAGCCUGCAUACUGUCGUGGAAUUGCCGCACCAUUAAAAUUUUUCAUUUUUAUUUUACUUUAGCAGUUUAAAUAGUUUACACAUUUUUAAUAAUUGUAAAGCGCUUAGAGCUGUAAGGUAAGCGCUAUACGAAAAUGCCUAAAUAAUAAUAAUUAAAAUGAACUUUUUGGGGCAUCCCUAUUUGCUCAUCUUCCAGAGACCUUUUCUGCUGACAGUGUUGAAAGCCUUGGUUAGGUCUACAUAGGUGGAGAAGAGAACAACCUUUUGUUCCUGACACAUUUCCUGCAGCUGUCUUGCUGCGAACACCAUGUCGAUAGUUCCAUGCUCUUUGAAAAAACUGCAUUGACUUUCUGGCAGUAGACCCAUCUCAGGAUGCAAAUUGAAAUGCUUUAGGAGCAUUCUAGCUAGUAUCUUGCCUGCAAUGGAGAGCAAAUAUAUGCCACUGUAGUUGUCUCAAAAGAGGCCAUAAAAAUACAUUCAUCAUACAAUUUUUUUGAAGAUUAGCUCCAACAUUAUUUGUUUACCUUUGUGUGGUACCAUGGGUCCAUGUGACACCCCCCCCCCCCCAACGGUUUUUGACCUAUAAUUUAUUGACCUUUCAAGAUUAAUGACCUCCCUUUUANGCUUUAGGAGCAUUCUAGCUAGUAUCUUGCCUGCAAUGGAGAGCAAAUAUAUGCCACUGUAGUUGUCUCAAAAGAGGCCAUAAAAAUACAUUUCUCAUACAAUUUUUUUGAAGAUUAGCUCCAACAUUAUUUGUUUACCUUUGUGUGGUACCAUGGGUCCAUGUGACCCCCCCCCCCCCCCAACAGUAUUUGACCUAUAAUUUAUUGAACUUUCAAGAUUAAUGACCUCUCUUUUAAUAUAUUUUCUUUUAAGGCCUUUCUAACAAUGUAGCUCACAUUUGCUACUUUACAUGUUUGUUUAUUCUUAUUUAAUUCUGUUUGGGGUCAAAUGGCCCCAGAGAGCCUUCGAUGUAACACAUAUUUUUGUCGUAAUUCUGUGACAUGCACAUCUUCACAACAUGGUGAGACUACAGGGAUUGACACUAUUUGAGUUUUAGAUGUUUUAAGUGACACUGAAAGGGAAGGUCAGGACAAUAUUCAAGAUGAUUUGAGCAUGAUGAACGUGAACCCGAACGGGAGGAAGAGUCAGACAAGGGUCAAAAGCUCUUUGAAGAAAACUGCCCUUGUUUUGAUCCUUGCACAUGCAUGUCAGAGGUUGGAAGUGCAGCAAACACAGCUCACUUUCAGAUAAGCUAAAUAAAGGGCCAAAUAUAAAAAGUACUAAAGUGUAUAUUUGCAGUUUGGAGAAAAAUGUGUUUUAACGUUUUUAAAUUCUUAUUUAAAUACCUUAAAAGCUGCUCGAGGUGUCUCUGAAUCAAACCCUUAAGUGCAUUUUUCAUGAAUGAUAUUUACAGGCAUGAUUCAGGGGAAGUAAUCAAAUUUAAUGCCUGUCUUAAAUCAUUUUUGAAAAAUUGUAAAUUAAGUUCUUUUUCUACUCGGCCCUUCAAAUACAUUUGUGGCAUUUUACCAGUUGCAUCCUCAGAGCUAUCCGUUAAGGACAGCACAAGAGAUGUUAAAUUUGUCAUAUAUCUGAGGACAAGAAAACUAAUUCCAUCUGUAAAGAGUGCAAUGAGUUUGUAUAUGAAGAGUGCGGCAAAUGGCUGUGCCAACAACACCAGCAGCAACAGCUACGCUCACAGUGGUGUAAAAAUAAAAAACCUCGCAAAUGAAGUGUUGCGCAAUAUUUUCUGAGUAAUAGUGACACCUAUUUUUUCCCUUACCAACUCCCCAGCAGGUGGUUUGUUUGGAGAAUAAAUUAAUAAAGAGCAACAUUAUUAUCUACUUUUUUGUAUCUUUAACUGUAAACCCACAACCAUUUCAGACUAUGUGUUUUUUGAAACCUCGUCUACGGCACCAUAUCAAAUUCGACGCAUUGAGGAGUUAAACAAGGUCAGUUCCUAUAGUUAGUGGCUCAAAAUUAAAAAAAAUGACCCAUAGAAGUUUAAUAAGUGAUCAUGAUAAAAACAUAAUGUGAAAUAACCAUGUUAAUGAGUCGGCACUUACAUCUAUCAGUGUAUUUGACAUAUUUUCUAUUGUUCAUUUCAGACUCAAAAUGGAAACGUUGAAGCCAAAGUUAUGUGCUUUUACAGGAGGAGGGAUAUUUCCAAUUCCCUUAUUCUCUUGGCAGACAAACAUCAUAGUGAGUAAUUUUUAUGUGAGAUGUUUCUUUGUUUUGUUGAUUCAACCCAAAAACUUAGUGUCAAAAUUAUGUGGCAUAAACUAACACAGCCACUAAAAAAGAAACAGAAAAUUAUUUGUUAAUUUUAAGCUACUCAAAUAUUAAAGCUGGUCAAAAUAUUCAAAAGAAUGAAAUAGUGAAACGAGGUAUGUGGAAGCUUGAAAAAAGGUAACAGGACAAAAAACAAGGACGUUUCGGCAUAAAGCCUUCAUCAGCCAACAAUAGAAAUGAAAAUACAACAAAGAAAAGAACACAGUAGAAAACUCAAGCAGUAUUCAUUCGUCUCUCCGGAAGUGGGAAAACAGGAAGCGAGAGAAAAUAAAUAUAGACACCGUGAAAAAUAAAGUCCACAAUAAUAAUGGGCCAGAAUAUCAAGGGAUACAUCAACAAACAGCAAUAAGAAAAUAGAUGAAAUAUAGGGAGACGGAGAAACAUCAGUAGGAUAUUAUUUGAUUAUCAAAUAAUAUCCUACUGAUGUUUCUCCGUCUCCCUAUAUUUCAUCUAUUUUCUUAUUGCUGUUUGUUGAUGUAUCCCUUGAUAUUCUGGCCCAUUAUUAUUGUGGACUUUAUUUUUCACGGUGUCUAUAUUUAUUUUCUCUCGCUUCCUGUUUUCCCACUUCCGGAGAGACGAAUGAAUACUGCUUGAGUUUUCUACUGUGUUCUUUUCUUUGUUGUAUUUUCAUUUCUAUUGUUGGCUGAUGAAGGCUUUAUGCCGAAACGUCCUUGUUUUUUGUCCUGUUACCUUUUUUCAAGCUUCCACAUACCUCGUUUCACUAUUUCAUUCUUUUACAUAGCUUGAAAGCAGUCCCUUCAUUUAUUCAAAAUAUUCACAACCUUAUCAUCAAUCUACACACGUGGUGAAUGAACCACUAAUACGUAUGUCGUCGGCAGGCCAUAGUGAGCAUAAGGUGGUUGAUGGCUUGAAAGAGAACUCUUGCUAACUACAUGAGACCAGGAAUAACAUGCCAGUUGGUGGCCACAGUGGUGACAAAGGAAAUUUGUAUUUAAAAUCCCAAUUUCAUGAUCACCAUAGUAAUUUGACUUAGUUUCUUUCAACCACUGAAUUUAUAACAUAAAAUUAGUUUCUUUUAACCACUGAAUUUAUAACAUAAAAAUAUAUAUAUAUCAGAAAUCUCACUACGUUCAUGGCUGUGUGAAAAAGCUUUUUCAACCGUGGUAUUUAUUCAGAUCAAACCUCUCAAAUUGAUGUAUAUUUAUAGGCAGAGAUAGUCAUUUAUUUAACUCUCCAAUCAAGCCUACAUUUUCAGACCACACUCAGCAAAAACCAAUGAAGGAUUUUACAUAAUUUUUUGUUAAAAUUAUAUGCAACUGUUUUACCUAUUGUAAUUUUUUUUUUAAAGCAUAUUUUCUAAUUCGCCAAAACUAGUCUAUUUUGUACAUAGGUUCCCUACCCCUGCUUUGUGGGAUCAGUUGUUUUUUUUUCCAGAUAAAUUUAAAAGAAAUAAUAAUGGCAUUUUCCAAAUUGCUGGCAUUUAACUGUUUAAUCUUAAUAUAUCUUAAUAUAAAAGUGCCUUUAUUGCUUCAUGACUUUUUGGGGUUUGGGGAAGGUGUGAUAUAUUUAUAUAAAAAAAAUCAGCCCCGUAGCAUUUAUUUUCAUUUGGAAAUCACUGUCCUUAUUUAAGAUAAGCAGGUAAAGUAUGAGUAGAUAACAUGAUAAAUGGUCAAAUAAUAUCAACAAAAAAAUUUUUUUUUUUUUUACAUUUUCUUUCUUCUUGUUGAGUGGACAUUGAAACAGGAACAAGUUGCAGGCCAUUAACUUUGAAUUUAACAUUUUUUAAAGAUUUAAUUUAAAAAAAUUGAAAUUUCCACUUAUCAGUUCCAAUCAAUAUAAUUGGGUAUAUUUUGAACUUUGACACUAGAAUAACUUUUGGUGCAAAGCCAGGAAGUUGAGCUUUACAUCACCCAUGAAUGCCAUGGAGGAGAAGUCCCUAUUAGGCCUCUUUUAAAACUGCUGAACUGAUCUUGUUUACAAUCAAUUAAAAUUUAGGGAGUUAAAAUAAAUAAUAAAUAUAUCUAAGUGUAUUAACAGUAUUGAUGAUAUUGGAAACUUUGAAAUUAUUUCUAAUGCUCAAAUUAUCUAGAUUAGGUGUUUGAAGUAUUUGAAUUUUUCAUAUUAGGGAUGUUACGGAUAAGCAAAUUUAAAAAAUUAUAUUAUAAAUAUUAAUAUGUUAAAUAUUAAAUAUAAUUUUUCAUGUGAUAAAUAUUAAAUAUGUUAAAUAUUACACAUGUUGUAUGCUGUUUAGGGGAAGCAAUUUAAAAUUGAAUUUACAUUGUGAGUUUUUUGUAUGAGUUAUAACCAUCUCAACAAACUUAAAUACUGUAUCUAUCGGCGUAUAACACACACUUUUUCUCCCUGAAAAUAGCGGGCAAAUGAUGUGUGCGUGUUAUACGCCAAUAUAAUGUUAAUGACCCAUAGUACAUACCGCAUAGCGGCGCGAAUGGUACGUGUUAUAUGCCAAUAAAUAUGGUAUUUGUCCCCCUAAAUACAGAGUUCUUGAUUGCUAUUUUCAGUAGCCAAGGUAAUGGAACUGGUGUUGGAGUCUCUGGGAUUGGCACUUGUUGAUUAAAAGGUUGCCACUUAACCCAUCACCAUGUACACCACUUAUGACAAUUACAGUUUAAAAAAGGAUGUAAAAUUAGUAAAACUAAAGCACAUAUCUAAAACAAACACAUCCAAUGCAUACAGUUGUUUUGGAAAACACCAGACAUAAAGUAAAGAAAAAAAUUCUGGAAGAAAUAUUUCAUCCCGUACUGGCAGAAUUAUUUGGGGCAUAAUUCUGGUUGUGGCCCUUUACUGCCGAAAAUUGUUUGGACACCCGAUGGUGGUUUAAUUUGUAUCAAUCUCUUUUUGAUAACAGAAGUGAUUAAAAUUUGUCCGAUGCAGGAAAUGGCUUUAAGUUUUAGGAUAUUGAAGUGUUUCUUUAUUUUAUUAUGAUGGUUGGAACUAUAAUUGUUAUUUUGCUCUUGAAGUUUGACCCUUGGCAUGGGCCCAUUUCGUUGUUGGUUUUGGUGGUGCAGUGCUGAUUGAUGUUAAAUAUUAUAAUAUAGCAUCCACUUCUUCAAUUAGGAUUGACUAAUUAAAACAAUAAUAGAUGACUUUAUACAACAGUGCCAAAUUGUGAGAUAACUACACAUCCUUUAUCUAUGUAUUUGCUAAAAGCUGUCUGCUAUCUGCAUAGUGGAGAUCCAUCAACUUAUGAGAGGGUGAUGCUUAUUUGGAAUCUUCCAUCCUAAGAUUAAUAGUAACAAUGGGAAUACUGUCUGUCACAUGAAAUUCAUUAAUUAGUUGACCAAAGUCACCAGUUCUUCACCAUUGUUUGCAACAACCCACACCAACUGGAUUACACAGCAUAUCUCCUGCACCCCCCCCCCUACAAUAAUCUGACAAUAAUGUAAUGUGACAAAUUAACAUUUCGUGCAGAUGAAUCUGAUUUUUCUGGGUCUCCCUGUACCCCAAGGGGGGAGGGGAACCCCUGGUAAAGAAUCCCUGACAUAAGUUGUUUGCUGGUGACCGUUUUUUUUGGUUUUUUUGUUUUGUUUUUUUUGUUUUGUUGGAUUGAGAUCACUUAGUAAGAACAUUAUUAAUUGGGGUGGGGGGUGGGUCUAAGAUAAAAAUAGUAAUGCUGCAGGGUUUAUUGUACUAUCCGUGGAUUUUUCUAUAGUUUCUGAUGAACUUGGAUCGGGACAGUUGUAACCCAGGUGUAGCUUUAGAUUAUGCAUUGCUAUUUUGUGGCACACAGUCUCUUGUUUUGUAUGGGGCCUGGGUCGGUGUUGAACAAAAGAAGGUACUGGGAUGGUUGUCAGCUUCUAUCUGCCUUCAGGCCUAAUCUUGACUACUGUCUACGAUGCUCCAGGAUCCUAAUGGUCGUGUUCCUCCAUCUCAACACUAAGUUCAAUCCCCAGAUUAAACCAGCUGGGUCAGAGAUUGGAGUUGUCGUCUUCAUUUUUUAAAUGAUUCCUUUCAUCUGUCCAGAUUAGACUAUCCAAAGUAUGUCCAGUUCCCUCUGACGUAUUGCACCAUCCCUUCUACUUAAUACCAACUUUAAGAGCAUCGUACAAGAAUGUUUCGACCACCACCCUGUCCUCAAAAGUCUCAAUGUUCCAAACUGCCGUGUAUUAUGUUAAGUGGUUUGUAUGUGUUUAUUACAUAUGGGAUGUUGACAAAAAAAACUGUUCGACGUGUGCAACGUCAGCCAUGCCGACUAGUGAUAAGGCAACCAUUAUGUAUCAACCAACCCUCGCCUUCCCUGCUCUCUAAAGCCAACCACCACCACCUUUCUUUUAAAAUGGCUUCCCUUUUUCCUUCUGUCGUGCUCGGAUCCGCCCCCCCCCCCCCCCCCCCCCCCCCCCACUCCCUCUCCCAACUGCCAACUUAUCCCGCACUCUCGUCUUCCAUGGCACAGGCCGUCUGCAUUCCCCCCUGCUUCAGCCGUCUGUCUUUCUCCUCACCAGAGAGAGAAAAAGUAGUCCCCUUAAUGGUAAAUGAGGUCAAAAUAUUUUCGUGUGCCUGCCCGAGCCAUUUCAUCCCUCCUUCCUUCCUUCCUUCCUCCCCCAAACAGGACCCCAUCCCUUCCAACAAAGGUCAGUCAACACAAGUUGAUGGUUACUCCCCCUCGUGAUCUAUUAAUUUCUAGUAUUGAUCAGCUCUCAAUAUUAGUCUUACGUAUAAGGCUGCAUUCAGUUCAGCCGACGUGUUGAUACCGUUUUGUUGUUGCUGACACUAUGUGAGGCGAUAUAAAACGGAACGUACCGUAAGCCCUCUCCAGAGCCCACCUGUCAAAAUUCCCAUUGUUUGUUAGCAAUUGCCUAGCGAUAACACCAGUGAGGGUGGAGGGUACCGUAAACUGUCCCUUAUACCGCACGUCUCUUAAUUGUAGUAACGAGCGUAUAUUUAAAUUAUUUCAUUACCGUAAAACUCCCUCUCUCUCCCUCUCUCUCUCUCUCUCUCUCUCUCUCUCUCUCUCUCUCUUGACAGUGACAUUCCCUUUUGUCUCCAUUUGCUAUCCACUGUGACAAUACUUCAACUGACUAUAAACAUAAAGGUGGCUUACGAUAUUCAUAUUGCUUUUUUAAAUGGGGUAUUAAAAAAUGACCCCCCCCCCUCUUUACAACCCACACACUAUUUUCAUCCGUCUGUGCAAAUGUAUGAAGGGGGGGGGGGAAUAAAUAAAUUAAUAGUAGCAGCCACACCAGCUAGCACACUGGUUGUCUUUUUUUAAAUGGGGUAUUAAAAAAUGCCCCCCCCCCCCCUUUACAACCCACCCACUAUUUUCAUCCGGCUGUGCAAAUGUAUGAAGGGGGGGGGGGAAUCAAUAAAUUAAUAGUAGCAGCCACACCAGCUAGCACACUGGUUGUCUACGUGUAUCGUAUACUGUAGUCCUGAUACAAGAGUGGGCAUUCAUUCAUAGAUUUCCGGUACUCCCAAUAACACCAUACUAAACAGGGACCCCCGACCCCAAGUGUUUGGAAGCACAUCAAAACUCUAGGUAAACGACCAAUCCAUUCAUUCAUUGAUGCAGUACCUUGUAACAUUGACCAACGUUGCAGUGGCAUUUAAGCCUAAACAGAUUCUUUGCUAGCGUACAAAAGACAGGAAACCCUAGUUAUAAAAUCAACAUAUUUUUUAAUGCACGUUGUUGACCCUCUUACAAGGACUUUAAAUCCGUUAUAACAUGUCAGCUAUGAUAUUUUACAUACAUUUUCUCAGAAAUAAACAAACGACGCCCCCCCCCCCUCCUCCCCACCAGAAAAAACAACCAACACCCCCCCCCAACCUCCCCCAAGAUGUAAGCCCGCAGCUCUUUCAGUUAUCCCAGAUUAUUGCAAUGGUUCUUCUGACAUUGCUGGCUGGGGUUCUUUGUAUAAUUCCAAAUUUCAGCAUUGAUAGGUAUUGUUUAAUGAUCUGAUCGUUUGGGUACGUCCCUCGACAUCCCGUAACUUUCGUCAGUAGCAUAGUGUAGAAAGGUUUCGCUCUUUGGUGAGCGGCAAGGUAAGAUGCCGUCGGAAACAUGAUACCCAACCACGGGAAACAUUUAUUGUGAUGGGGGGGGGGNGGGGGGGGGGGGGGGGGGGGCGCAGAAUAUGACAGGGGCCUGUGGUCAAAAACUUUUUUUUGUGUUGUUGACAUUUGGCAUUGAGGGAUUGUGUAGAGGAGACAAAGCUGCUUGCCCACCUUGCCCGAGGUACCGGUACGUUACGUUGGGGUGUCCGUUCCGCCUGCCCAACCAUAUUUACCAAUGUCAAAGAACUCGUCUUGCACUAGCUAGUUUGAUGUGUGAAAACUACCUUUUGUGUGGCGUGCUGUUGAAAUGUAUAGAGUGUGUCUUGUAUGCUCAGCUCUGCCAACUGUAGGGUUCCAUAACGAUUUCGCUAUAAAAGCAUUUUGGACAAGGGCUGAAAUGAAUGACUAAUAUCAAUGAGCUAUUUAAGGAUAGUGGUCCUUUUCUUAAUGUUUGAUAAUUAACUUAAUCGAUGUUUUAAAACAAAAUGCUUGAGAUGUUAAUUCCACCCUUGAAUACGGCUUGACACUGAAAGGUUUGAGAACCACUGUCAAUAGUGGUUGUUGGGUUGAUGCGCCCCCGUUAUCAACUGCUUUGAGUAGUAAUUACACAAUACUAAUGGCGUAUACAUGCAUGCAAGUUAUAUUUGGGGGAUUGUUAGAUAAGCCACCAGUUUGACACCUCAUGGAUUUCUGGUGGGAUUUUUAAGGCAGCGUGAGUUAUCUGUCCUAAUCCAUUUUAGGGUUUUUGACUUGAAAAAAACUGUCACUGACGUGGAGCGUCAGCGGUCGUUUUCUGUCGGACAAUUAUUGAAUUCUGUCCUACAAUUAAAGUUGUAGAUACCUGGCGCAACGACAUUUUGGGAUACUUUUUUUUUCUUUAAGGGUGGGAGGGUGGUAGGGGCUUGCCCCAUACCGAACCUCUUGUUUUGAUACUUCUGCAGGUUGUUUACACGUGAAAAACAUUACUAGCAUACUGGCUUUAGUUACCUCAAAACCUUUCUGAUAAUAAGGUAUGCUACCAUGUCAAAGUUAAAUUCUCUUGUAUCAACAGUGAUUCACUCCCUUAGAUUUUCCUAACUCGACAUUAAUUUUUGUUUUUGCUUGCAUUCAUUUUCCCCUAAAAAUUUGCAUCUAGCCUUUGCGAAAAUCUCAAUGUCCUAUAAUGUAUCAAUACUAUGACACCAUGUCAAGAAAGAACCACUUGACAGUGAUCCUCAAACUUUUUUAAAACAAAAAAAACCGAUGCAAGGUGAAAGUUGUACAUAUUUUUUUUUUAGGAACUAUUGGAAUAUGAAAGUAUCUUUAUUAAAGUGUCAUAAUUAUUAAGCGCUAAACAACCCAUUUUCUGUUGUAUUUAUAACUAUUUAGCUCUAAAAAAAACCAGUGUCUAUUGUAUUUAUAAAGUUCUUUCUAUUUUAUGAUUUUCAAAUCCAAUCUAAUUUAUUUUAACAACUUAAAGCUCUGUACUUGUGCUGUCCUUUAAAGUAUUCAGACUGAGCUACUUCACAAACAUACACACUUUCUAUGACAGUGAUUAUUAUAGUACACAUGAGCCAACUCACUUUCCACAGACAGCCUUAACCUUCUUAACUAAAAAUACUUAACUGAUAUCACCAGGAACAAAAUUAAACAUUUAACUGCACUAGUUGUUUUGGAGUGGUUACAGCUUCUUUCUGCUGUAUUUUCUUCAAGAAAUAUUCUAUACAUAGUAACAUUUUAACCACAAGAAGUUAAAAAAAAAUUCCAUUUAAGUAUGAAAUUAUUUUACUGGUACUUCACUAGAAACAGCUAUAUGUGUGUGUGUAUAUAUAUAUAUACAUAUAUAUACUAUUUAUUUAUUUAUAACUUUGCUGCAUUUGUAUCUAAAAACGACUUUUUAAAAUUAUAUAGUCAAGCGUAUUACUUGCUCAUAGAAAAGAAAAGUCACAAAAACACAUGUAAAAACAAAUUUAUGUUUUAAUAUCAAGUUAAAGGCUGCGACUAUUCGUACCUGGGUACCAGAAGUGAGAGUUUGGGAUUAAAAAACUAUUUAAAAUAUUAUUGUUGGGUUUGUAAGACAAAAUGAGGUAUCAAUUGAAAGAUAAUUGAAUGGACUAUAUGUUUGUAAACUUACUUCUUCAGUUUAACUAAAAUAAAUUACCACAAAUGACAUCCGAAUAGCAUUGAGUUUAAUGGUACCCGGGUGCGAAUGGCGGCGCUGCGUGUCUGGGUCCAUUUUAGGGUUUCCCAACCUCUCACUUCUGGUACCCGGGUACAAAUAGCCACUUCGCAAGCUAAACAUGCAUCACAGGAAUAAAUUUAUGGAAUUAAAAAAAAAGAGUAUAACUGACUCUCAAACUGACAAGCACCCUUUUAAGAUUUUAUUCUAUGGGUCCAUAUUCAUUAAAUAUCUAUACAUUUUUAAUUAGUUAACUAAAAAAAUUUGUACUGUUAGCCUUACAUCCAAUAAUCAAUUUCUGACAUGUCAGAAAUUCAGAAGAUAUGCCGAACUCCUGGACAUUUCUGUCUUUGCAAAGGCAAAGCCCAACAUUUUGACUAACAUAUUGGUUUUGUCAGUACACGUUUUAUCUAACCCAGGCAUUUUAUUUGACUUCACAGACACACUGGAAGAGGAGACAGAAGAAGAAAGAGGUGUGUCUGAGUGUUGUCUGUGGGUGUCAGAUCAAUGUAGUGAAUAACCCCCCCCCCCCGUUUCAAAUGGUUUCUCUGUAGUUAAUCAAAUCCGUUUUUCUGAACAUUUAAGAUUCUCAUAUUCAUAUGCAUUCAUUACAAUUAUUGGUUUUUUCAGUACACCUUUUAUAUAACCCAGGCAUUUUAUUUGACUUCACAGACACACUGGAAGAGGAGACAGAAGAAGAAAGAGGUGUGUCUGAGUGUUGUCUGUGGGUGUCAGAUCAAUGUAGUGAAUAACCCCCCCCCCCGUUUCAAAUGGUUUCUCUGUAGUUAAUCAAAUCCGUUUUUCUGAACAUUUAAGAUUCUCAUAUUCAUAUGCAUUCAUUACAAUCUUUUAAUAAAUCCCAUUUGACUUCAAGAUGAAUUCAAACAAGAAUACUAAUUGAUAAAAAAAAACAAAUUUUGGGCUGUAUAGAUGGAGUGAAAUAUACAUUUCUACCGAGACCAAAUAUUUUUGUAUAGAAUCUUCUUCAAAUAUAUUUCCCAUUUCUACUAAACGUAAAAUGACUUUUCUGCACAAGGUACAAGGUAUACUUUCUGUAACUUUAUUGUGUCUUCUGCCCUCCUUUGUCGAAUAUUCACUUAUAUUAAGGUUUAUAUAUUCCUUAGUUUGGGAAGAUAUAGACAAUGCGAUCAAAAUGUUUUUACAUGAAUAAUAAGAUAAACUUGUGCCUACCCACUCUUAAAUGAGUGAUAAUUCUCCCUUGAUUUGCUGUUGUUUUGCAUUGUCAUUUAUGCUCUGAAAUGGCAAGUUAUAUAUUUCUUUAUAAAGUAUGUGUUUAGAUUGUUGUCUCAUAGCAGGUUUUUCCAAAAUUACUGAUCACUACUGAGCAUGUCUGUGCCAAAAGUCUGCAAAUUGGUUGAUCAUCACACAAUCCAUGUCAGCAUGUCUGUGGAGUUUAUGGCUCAAUAGCCUAACAUUUCUCAUUGACAGUAGAUGUGUACAUGGUUAAAACUAGCAUGGCCAUGGAGACAACUGAAUGUCUACUUGUCUGUGUAAAUAUGGGACUGCAUAGUCAGACAGCAUGUCUUGUAAUGAUGUGAUAAAUACUUGCCAAGCAUGAUUGUGUAAAAGAUAUUGUGCUCCAGUCACAAUGGCUAAUGAACAUUUCUUUGAUUCAACAGACGUAGUGCAGGAUGAGACAGAAGAACGGAAAGGUGUGUUGUCUUUUCUUGAUUUAAUUUCUUUUUCACCAAGCUUCUUUUUCUCUUUCUAAUGGUGCGGUUAGAGUAGCUUAGUCUUGCUUUUGGUUCAUGGCUCAUGCUUAGAUUAUUUUUAUAUAUAUUUUGCUUAGAUUAUGAUUUUGUUCCGCUUGAUGGCAUCGGCUUUUUUUUCUUCUCAUUUGUAGAAAUUACAUUUAAAAUGGUAUUGCUUAUAUCUAUUGUAAAAAAAAAAGUCACUGUUUUACUGCUUACGCACAUGUUUUCUUUUAUAAAAUGUUUUAUUAUUCUGCAAUGCCACUUUGGUGUUUGUAGGGUGGAGGUAGUUUGAGGAUCCCUUAUUCAAAUAGGUAGUUGUGUUAAUGUUUUGAUUCCUGCCUCAUUUCACCUGAUGUCUCUAACAAUGUGCCAAAAUCUGACUUAAGAUUUCUUAACAUAAUUAGAUUUCUCAACCAAAAGUUACUUCUAAAACUUCAAUCAAAAUAGAAAAAUGUUAAAAGCAAAGGAAUAAGAAAUAUUAAAGUCUCUUACCAAUUCUGAUCUUCAGUUAUCUUGAUAUUUUGCCUCUGCCGCCAAUCCCAUUGAAUCUUAUUUAGGAAAUAAGCGAAACGUUGUAUGGAAAAAUCUGAAAUAAAAGGGCGCAACGAAACAAGUGGUAAAAACAAUAUAUAAUUAAACAUAAACACUUGGUUGCAAUGUUGUAUCCCAGAGGACUGCAAGAGGAAUCUUAUUUAGCCAACUCGACUGAUAAAGAUGCUAUAGAUACUUUUAAUUCUAAAUUCAGAUACCAAUUUAGAUUUAUAUAAGUAUGUCUAAAAUGUAAAAUGACUUCCCCCCGUCUAAAAUAUCUUGAAUUUGAACUUAGUUUUGUUGAUGUACAUAAAUAUUUUUAUGUGUGGGACUUUUCACCAGUAUCAUUUUGAUCUAAGUUACUCCUUACAUCUUUUGGACCCAGUUUGUCAAAAUAUGAAGAAAGUCUAACCCCCACCUCAAAUAGAGGAGAACUAUUUCUUUACAAAUGACAGCUGCAAUGAUUCAUAAUUAUAAUGUAAACAUGCACUUUAAAACUUAUUGUAACUUACAAGGAACAUAACAAUGAACACACUGAUAAUCCGUAAUCCAAUUCUGCUCUAAAUUAUAUGACCCUAAAUUUUAAUAAGACAUGUUGGCAUGUCACCUAAAAUGCUAUGAUGUGUGGUAGGUUUGCUGUGAUGUUUAGAAGUACUAUAAUUACCUAGGGAUUUUCAUACAGAUUGUUAUUGGCUUCGUUUAAAGAUAUGUUGUUGUCCUUAAUGUGAUUAAGGUAGCAGUUAAAUACUGCAAUGUUUGGUAUUAUUUUGAAAAAGGUUAUUUGUCUCUAAUUAUUUCAAAGUAAUUAUAAGAAUGUUGGCCUGCCAUAAAGCUUUCAAGUAGAUUAAUAAGACCCAAACAAUUUGUGUAAAUUAAACAGUAUAGGUUCAGCUAUAAUAAUCAUACAGAAUACAAAUGUAAACGUUUCGGCAAAUCAAAAGCCUUAUCAGUACAAUAAAAACGUUGCAAAUAAGUAUAAAUUAAAUUAACAUAAUAUAUACAUUUACAUGUAUCCUACCUAAAAAUGAGAGACAAGAAUAAGAGUGUUCGCAAGGCCCCUGACAAAUAAGAAGUUCAGAAGAACGGGAAGGAUGUGGGUGGAAGUAAAAUUUAAAAACCAAACAGAAAAAAGACAUUGCAGCUAUGAAAAAUAGAAAAUUUGGUUAAUACAGUAUGGAGUUAACAUACCAAAUUUUGUUAUUAAUUUAUUUUCCAUAUAAAUUCUAUCCGCCCUAUUACUUUAGUUAAAACUUACAAACUCAUUGCCAUGAUACAGCAAAAUGAUAUGGUGGCUUUUCCAUUUUAAUCCCAAUUAAUAUGCUUCAAGUAAGAGUCUUGAAAAAAAACCAUAAUAAAACCAGUCUCCUUUUUAUUCUUUAAGUCUAUGAAAGCUGUGCAUGUUUGUCAUGUAGAUAGAUAUACUUUUGCAUUAUACCAACUACCGGUAUACUAUUAUUAAUAUGCAUGUUUAUUUUGGGGGAAGAAUGUCCUCCUGAUGUUUUUAAAAAAAAUUUUUUUUUUAAAACAUAUUCUUCUGUCACUAAAUUAAUAAAUUUUUAGCUUAAAGACAAUCCCUUACAAUAUUAAUCCAUUGUAAUUGAAAUGAAAUAUCCUAAAUAAUAAUUGACAAAGUUGUAGAAUAUAGAGAAUUAAAAAUUCAACUACAAUUCAAUAAAUCAAAAUGACACCUGGAAUUGACUCCUUUUUAUUUUACAAGGUUUUUGUGUGUUUCCUUUUACUUUAAGUACAGUCAGAACUGUCAAUGUUUGUAGUGAUUUAUAAAAUAACACUUAGCACUUUUUCUACAACCAAAGAGUUCAGAAGUCUGACUCAUUACCUUGUUAGUAUUCGAAAAUUAAAGGUCAGCAAGAAAAAGCUCCUAUAGAAAAUCUCAUAUAGGAUACACUUGAAAGUUUCCAAAAUAAAAUAUUGCAAUUCUGACGUAUAAAGUGAUCUAUUGGCAUGAAAAAAUAAAGGUUACCUGACAUUGCAAAAAUUUUAACUGACAACUGGUCAAUAAAAAUGGAUUGUCACGCUUAAACAUUGAGAGUGUGUUUUAAAGGAAAUUCAUCAUAUCUUAGAUGAGAAAGUGCAUCAGAAUGUCUGCCCUUUCAUUUUAUGUUUCGUUCCAUAGGUAACUCAUUUCAUAGUAAAUCCCCUAGCAUACUGAUUGAUGAAAUAAAUACCUUAUAACCAUUUCACACAAACCCACACACACACACACCCCAUUGCAUUAUAAAUGGACAUUAUUUGAAUUUCUUGUUAUUUUAUUAUCUGUAGAAAUAGAUGAAGGUUCUCCGCCUCGAGAGGACCUAGAAAGUAAAGACAGUACGGGUAAAGUUGUGGCCAUGGAGGAAAAUGGUACAGACUCCGCAACAAAUGGCAACAACAACAAUAACAACCAUGGUGGACGGGGCAUGGAGGAAAUACCGGAAAAGAUGAGGCAUCAGCUCAAACAUCGAGAGUUGUUUUUAUCAAGGCAGGUGGAAACCUUGCCAGCCACCCACAUACGAGGGAAAUGUUGUGUUACGCUGCUCAAUGAAACAGAGUCACUCCUGUCUUACCUCAAUAAAGAGGCAAGUCUUAUUGGACUUACAUGGAACUUCUGAUUGAUUGAUUUCUUUUAGUACUGUUUUCUAUCAUUUGAAGUUUUAACUGUAUUGUGGAAAUCUUGUUAAUUGAAAGAAGAAAUUCUUAAUAUUGUUGUCAUAGUCAAUUAUGUUACACCUUCAAAUCCUCAGAAAGGCAUAAAAAACGUGAUAUGAAAAUUCAACAUCAGUUUUCACACUACCUGUAGCUUGUUUUUAUUUCUCAUUUGGUAGACAAUGUUACAUUGAGUUCAACUCUUUUAAUGGAGCCUUAAUUCAUUGAUUGACAAUCUUAAGGAAAUUUGGUGACAUAUUUUUUUUCUCUUCUUUUGUUUAGGAUACAUUUUUUUACUCAUUAGUCUACGAUCCCCAACAAAAAACAUUGUUAGCUGAUAAAGGGGAGAUUCGUGUUGGUUCCAAAUAUCAGGCAGAAACAAUUCCUAAAGUCUACACUGGCAUAGAUGGUAAGGACAUUCAACUAUAGCUUAUUCUUUCAUCAUAAAAACAUGGAAUAGCAAGAAACAUGCGAUCUUAUGCAGAAAUACAAUGUCAAGUUAAAAUUUGCUAUGUAAAAGACUUUAUGUAAGUAGCUCCAGGUGACUACCACUUUUCUUUUUUUAGGUUAUUAAAAAAAAUAAUUUUGCUGGAAAUUGACUCAAGUUGCAGAUGGGAACUAUGAAAUCUUUGAUAUUAUUUUAAAAAAGCUCGAUGAAAUGUAUCCAUCAUAAUAAUUUAAUGUAAUUGACACAGUGUAGCUUUUACACACCAUUGAUUUAUGUCAGAGGUUCUUAGCUUUUUUUCAGUGCCACACCCCCACUUGAUAUCUAAACACUUCCGGCACCCCUGUCUCGAUUUUAGAACAUAUUUCCUGCAAUUCCACGAUUAAAAAAAUUAUAAUAAAUAUGACAAAUAAACCUGAUUUGCCGGGUCUUCCCUAACUCUUAUAUCCCAGAGGGUGCGGACACCUGUGUUAAGAACCCCUAAUUUAUGUGGUGUCUAUGGGGGCUUUUAUUUUAGUCCAUGUAAAAACUAGCAGAGAAGCCUUUUAACAAAGUUUAUUUCCCUGCAAUAAAGAUGGUCUAAUAGGGCUGUAGAGGUAAAUGUUAAUAGCAUUUUUAGCUCUUUAGAAGAGUAAAGUAUCACCUUAUGUUUGCACUCAAUAUUAAUACCAUUUUAUAGUAUUAUUAACUGCAUGUAUAUUUAAAAAAAAUUAAUUUGAUAAUUGCAUGUAAAUAAAUUUUAAAAAGUCUCUGUACUGAAUGCAUUGAUAAGCUGAAGUUUAUAUUUAUGUCCAUCAUUUUCAAUGCUGCUCUAAAUUCUUCAGGGGAUGAGGAUCUCCGCAAAUCAGAAGAAUUAGAAGAGCUCAUAUGGGAUCCAUCUCAUGGUCUUACAGAUAAAGAAAUUGAUCAGUUCCAGAUCAUUGCCAGGUAAGUUAUCAAUAACUAACCUUGAAAUAAUUUCUACAUUGUGCUACGUAUCGUUAUAUGGUUUAUGUAACUUUAAUCCUGCUUUAAGAUAUAACUCGUUUGUUGAAUAAAACGUAACAAAGGACUGAAAAGCAGAAUUCAAAAGAUAGUGAUACUAACAUUAUUCAAUUUAAUUAAUCAAAUGGACAGAAAUAAAAACUACAUUAACUUACAGCACAGCAAGUGAACAAGGAUAAUCCUUGAAAGGAACAAAUAUUAAUAUACACACUUAUGAAGAGUAUAAUCUUUAAGUAUAUUACAUCUCGUAUUUGUCUAGCAAAAAUAUAAAAAAUCUCUCCCGGCUGGGAAAGCUGUUGGCCUACCUAUAGGGAGGGAGAUAUUCCUUCCAGGGAAGAAAUUUUAGAAAUUGCAUCACCUGAUAUCAUUCUUUAGAACAAAUAGGACAUAAACAACCUUUUCCCAAUCAAGGUAGGAGUGCGGUUGGUGAUGUUAAUAUCAAAACUAAAAAAUGUGGGAGGACUGGUUGACACAACGCUACGUUGAAGUAAAAAAAAUUGGGAAGCACAGGCUAUAACAAUUGACUUAAGUAUUUUUUCUUUUUUCUCUAUACUUGCCUGUGUAGUAAAAAGAUAAAAGAUAUUUCUCAAUGGCAUUGUCAUUUCAUCUGUUUCUAGAUCAGUUGGUACCUUUGCUCGUGCACUGGACUGUACGAGUACAGUUCGGCAACCAAGCCUUCAUAUGAGUGCUGCCGCUGCUUCUAGAGAUAUUACAAUUGUAAGUAUAAGCUGGAUUUCAAAAUAUUUUCUGACUACAGAAGAUGGCCAUCUCUGCUUGUGCUUAAUUAGAUUUGAUUAACUCUUUUUAAAUAAGUACAUUCAUUAUGAAAAGGGAAUUGCAUCACCAAAUAUGGUCACACUACAACCAACCCAUAGUGAUUUACUAUUUCCUAAUAGAAGCCUCUGUAUAUACAUAAGUAACGGGAGGCGUUAUUUCAAAAGGUGAAGCAUUGAGCAUAAUCGGCUAUGCCUGUUUUCUGUGACAUAAACUGGGAUCUUGUCUGAUUCUAAGCAUUUAUAUACUGGGAUCUUGUCUGGUUCUAAGCGUUAACAUCAGAAUUCUUUCCUGGUAAUAAUCUUAUAAAACACUCUUCUAUUUAAAUUUUUAUAAAAAUAAAUUUGGUUGUGUUUUUAAAUGGCUGCAUUUUUCUUAAAUUUAAAAAGCAAAAAUAAUAAUGGUGUUAUUUCUAAGUAUAAUUCUUAAUUCCUGUAUAACAGUUCCAUGCAAUGGAUACCCUCCACCGACAUAACUAUGACAUUGCUAAAGCAAUCAAAAGCUUAGUGCCAUCUGGCGGGCCUGUACUUUGUCGAGAUGAGAUGGAAGAGUGGUCAGCUUCUGAAGCCAAUUUAUUUGAAGAUGCUAUUGAAAAGUAUGGCAAAGAUUUCAAUGACAUCAGGCAAGAUUUUGUAAGUGUGCUUUAUCUGCUUCUUAACAUCAUACAUCAUUGGGUGCCAAGAUCAUGCAUUGGGUGCCAACAUCACACAUAACAUUAUUAAAUUGUGGUUUCAAAUACGAAGAUUAUUCCAAAAUUAUUAUUAUAUAAGCUUGCUUGCUUAUUGCCAAUCAAUUGAAAUGCUACAUAACAUCAAGGAAUUCAUCACACACUUUCUUUUUCCUUAGUUACCUUGGAAAUCCUUAAAAAGUAUAGUUGAAUACUAUUACAUGUGGAAAACCACAGACAGAUAUGUGCAACAGGUAAGACUUGUACAUUUUACUCAUUGUUUUAUUUUGAAUCAGAAUAGGGAAAAAAUUGACCACAAAAUGUAUGGCCCAUUAAUGUUCAGUUUCAUUGAUGAGUUCCUAUGGCCGGAUCUAGAAUUGCAGAGACUGCCCCCAUCUUGUUGAAAAUGGUUCCAUAUCCUUCCGUUUUCAUUAUGAUAUUAAGGGGUUAUCCAAUACCUUAUAUUUGAUAUCAAUGUAGAUUUUUUUUGUUUAUCCAGUGCUCACUUUUUAUUAGUUAAAAGGCUCUGGGCUUUAUUUUUAUGAGAAAAAUAUAUCAAAUUUACAUUACUAAUUUCUAAAAUUCCAACUUGAGCCAAAAGUAAAGAAGUUAAUGUUUGUAAUAUAAUAUUUGACACAUGCAUAAUGGAAGGUUGUAAAUUUCAGAUUCUAAAAAUCUGGACACGGGGUAGCUUUUCUUUAAUAUAAAAUAGUUGGAAUUUCUCUGUGACAUAUCACUGAACUUGGUAUAAAAAAAAAUUAUAAAAUGGUUAAGCUUUCAUUGACCAUUUUUUAAUUGACAUAUUGGGUUGUGUCCACUAUUAUAACAGGAAGUAAGCAAUAAUUUAUACAGAUUAAAGUGUUUUGAAUUUCCUAUUCUAAAAAUAUGUUGACAGGUGGAUGGAAGGGAAAGUUUAAAUAAAAAAUAAGCUAAUUAAGUUGUUAGCAGUCUCAUCUCCUAACACCUUGAAGGGCCAUUCUGUUAUUUGACUUUUGGAAUCUGGCAUUUUUAAGCAUAUGAUAUUUUUUGUGAGACAUCCUUGUUCUUUGAAAAGUAAUGUUGUACUACUGGUGUUCUAGAAACGAAUCAAAGCAUCAGAAGCUGAGAGCAAGCUGAAGCAGGUUUACAUUCCUAACUAGUGAGUACUUUCCUUUUGUUUUCUGGCAAGACUUAUUAUUUGAUAGAUAAAAUAAGUGUAUGCUUAAGGUGGUGCAGACUUCAGGCUCUUGUGAUCUGAAAUUACAUUUUACGUUUCUAGUGAAUUAAAAUUUUCCUCGCAGCAAUGCAGUUAGUCUGUGAGUGUUCAUUCUCUACAUUAACAAAAAUACAAGCCAGUAGUAGAAUAAGAGUACUACAUUUGUAUGCAAAAACAUAACUUAUUGAAACUGCUAGUAAAAUAAUUUGAGAAUUAUUUUGGCUUUUAUUUUUGUGUGUGCAGGACUGAUUAUUUUUGCACACUGUUUUGAUGGGAGAUUGGCAUGUAUUUAUUAUAGCAACAUUUUCCAUCAUUUCCAUCAGCAACAAACCUAACCCAGCGGCCAUUACCACUAAAAUGAAUGGUACUGACGGCCCGGUCUCAGGGAGGGCAUGCGAGAGCUGCUACAGUAAGUAGCCACAUGUUAACAAAUACUAUACCCAUUUGCUCAUCAAGUUUUACGCCUUAAGUUAUCCCUUAUUUUUUUAGAUUUUCUUGUAUGUUUGUACAUAAAAUUGCUGUUUUAACUCAAUCCAUUCAAUGCUAAUAAUAUUUUUAAUGUCCUUAUUUGAAGAUGAGCAUGUUGCAAAAAAAAAAAUUAAUACAAAAAAAUGUAAUAUAUUAUGGCUAAAAGGACCGUGCUGGAGUAAGAAGAGAUAUAAAAGCAGAAUAUGUUUUAACAGGAUGUGACAAAAUGACACUGACUAGACCUAAAAAAACCACAGAGGUGAGCUAACUAAAAUUGACAAUUUUGGUUUUGAGCAUCACAUUUUGUAUACUUUCCCUCAACAGCUGCUCACUCAUCACAGUGGUACUCAUGGGGUCCUAUUCACAUGCAGUGUCGAUUGUGUAGCAAUUGUUGGAGUUACUGGAAGAAGUACGGUGGACUCAAAAUGCCCACAAGACUCGGUAAGAGCACUUGGCUAAUGGCAUACUGUUUUAAUGGAGUUUUUCUAGUUUCAUUUCUGUUAUCAGAAAGAGUAGAUCUAAAAUGCACAGAAAAUAAUACGAAAAGAGAAAGGUGAAAGUGGACAUGUUAAAUGAAAACUGGUUGAUUUUCACAAAGCGAUUACAGAAUUUUUUUAUCAUGAUAAAAUAUAAAAAAAACAACAAAACACAAUAUAAACAGUAGAUGUAUGUGAUAUUUACUGGCAUUGAAUGUCUCAUUAACGGGGUUAGCCGAAUUUGAGGUGGGUCACUUCAAAAAAUAGAUACUGCUUUUUACAUGAAACACGAGAUGGCUUUUUUUUUAGAGCAUGUGUAGUCUACUGUCAGUUAACAAGUUGGCGUAAGUACAGAUAUCAUUAUCACAGUAAAUCAUAUUCACUCAUAUUAAUAAUUACAGCAUUUAUUUUACAUAAAAUUCUUGUGGCUCAGUUCAAGCUAGGCCUCUUGUUAAGUAUAAAAAAUAAAUUUUUUAUUGCGAUCAAAAUUAUUUACACAAAUGACUUGUCAUGUUAAUCAAACUGUGAUAUCAAAUUGUUUUGGCCAGACAGUGGCUAUGUAAUCUCUAAAAUUAUAUUUCCACUAACUUAACUUACAACCUAUAAAAGUAUGUCAAAAUAUUACAUGCCGUGCAGACAGUUUAAUGAUUUGUUUAAACCGGUUUUAAAACUGAAAACCGGUUUGUAAAAAAAAUAAUAAUCGGAUUUUAACAUCCAUGCUCUUAAUCCAUUUUAGCUUUAUCACAGCCUUAACUCUCUUCUUAUUAUUUAAAAAAAAGAACCAGGAUUUAUCUUGCAAUACAGGGGUGUCCAACUCAUAAGGUUUAGCUGGCCACUUAGAUAAUGAGAAACUAUUAGCGGGCCGCAAGUGAUUACACCUUAUAUUAAAAUAUCUUAAAAAACACCCACUAAAGCCUACGAAGAAAUUUUUUUCUAUUCUUAAUGCAUAUAAUAAAAUGCUAAAUAGAAAACAGAAUCAAACUAAACUGAUGAGAUAUCAUUUGAUCUUUUUCCUCUCUUUUUAAAAAUUGAUUUCUUUGUCAGUUGAGUGGAGGACGAAAAACUUAAUGUGUGAUAAAUUAGGCACAUGCCGGCAGCGGGUUAGCCACCCCUUUUUUAAUUUAAACUAAGAGAAAUAGGCAAAAAGACAUUUUAACACUCUGCAAUGAUUGCAAAUUUCAGAUGGAGAAAGGCCAGCACCAAAUGCCAGACAAGGUUAGGUUUAUUAAAAUUAUUGUUACUUUCUAAAACAAUCCCCAGUUUGUUUAAUUAGUGUGAUAUGGAGCUUAUGUUGUUAAUAGAAGUGGUCAUAUAGCGCUGAAUUGAAUAUUUGUUGUCAAUAAUUGUUAUAGCAAAUACAUUAAUUUUUUUUCAGAGCGUGUGGCCCAGAUGAAUUCUAUCCGUAUGCAGAAAUGUACUAUUAGUGGUUGUGGCAAGGUGAGUUGUUAACACUCACAGAGCAUUCUAAUUUUUUUUUUACUAAUGGAAAGCUUUAUGAAUUUGUAGAAAGUAUCUAUUUACAUUUUUUAAAAAUUGUAUUGAUUAACCCUCUUGAGGUGGCUGGGCUGAUCUAUUUGCUUAGAGUGUUAUGGCAAAAGCCUCAGAUAGGCUGGCUGGUCAUCGUACCAGCUAAUCAGAUGGCUUCUUGCAUUUCUUGCUCAUCUCGCCAUUUUAAUGGCAGCUUCCAUUGAAUAUUUAUGGUGUCGUCAUUUUUAUAUUAAAUUCUUUUUUUGGUGCCCAGUGACCCUUAUCAUUGUUAUAAAAAUAUGUGACCUUGAAAUAUGUCAAAAGGCAUAAGCUGUCAUGGGGGGGGGGGGGGAUUUUUUAUGAAGUUUUUCAUAUUAAUCUCAUUCAAAUAUGGGUUAGUACUUCUUUAGGCUUUAAUAAUCAUAAAAUUUUUUAAAAUUCUGCAAGUAAGACAAGUUUAUUCUAAAAAAAAAUAUUACAUGUAUAAAUUAUGAAAAUUAGGAUAUCUCAUUGGCAUUAAUGUUGAGAUUUUUGUUUGAGUCCUAAAUAUUGUUUUAGUUUUUCAAUUCCCUACAGGAAUAUAUAUAGUUUUAUAUUUGUAAAGUAAUUAGUUUAUUUUUUAUAAUUUUUAUGUAAAGUGGAGGGCUUUUGAAAAGGGCUCUGUCUUUCGGGCACAGACAGUCCAAAAAGACUCCAUCUGAAAAGGGUUAUUAUUCUGAAAAAUGAAUGCUGGGACAUAAGUUUGUUUGGCAAAUAGAUAUCAAGAUGAAAGGUUAUGCCUCGUGAAGUAGUUACCCCAGAAAGCCUACUUAAAUGCACUGCACAUGAACAAACAUAUUUUAUAGGGAUUUCUAUAUUUUUACAAUUUCUUUUCUAAAAUCCUUAUUUUCUCAUUGGAUCUGCAGGAGUUUAAACUGAAAGCUCACCUUGCAAGGCACCUUGCCACAGCACAUGGUCUGGCAAUACAACCUGGUAGUCCACGACCAGUGAUGAAAACACGAGCCGCUUUCUGCCUUGUUACCACUGAGCUUACCCGUAUAUCUAGGCGGCUAUGCAGAGAUAUUCUACGGCCUAGACAUGCAGCACGUUGCCCAUUCACACCCAUAAACACUGCAAUAAUCAAACAAGAAUGUGAGUUUUUCAUCAUCUUGAUAUGAAAUUAAUUUUUUGGUAUGUGCUAUUAUCACCUUUUUGAUUAAAUAGUAUCUAAAAACGGUAUUAAAUUUGUCUUAUUUUAGGUCAGCUUCGUCUAUCCGAUCGAGGAAAUUCAUACCAGUCUGCAGUCAAGUCUCGAACUCCCACAACACUGGAUCCUGUGGUGGCCAGACUUGGCAUAGACACCAAACAGGAAAAGCCGUCUCUAUUAUCACGUGGUCCUAAUUGUGGUGGGGGAGACCGCAGCAACACAGUUAAAGGCAAGUAGAUGAUAAAUCUCUUCAUCACAGAUAAAACAAAGAUAUAUGCCAAAAAAUUGACUCUUUGUUGCAGUGACUCACACUUACAGCUAAAUUGCUGUUUCCAAUGCCACACUGCAUCUGGCCAGUUUAAUUUAGAAAUGCACCCAACAAAUUGUGGUUACUACAAUGAUUUUCUUCAAUGUCAAAAUUGAAAAUUAUCUGUUAAAUAUUCUAACCAAUCUUCAAAUAUGACCCUAAAAUUAAAAAAAAAAUCAUUAUUGAAAGAGAAAUUUUUGUAUGUGACAUCUAUUAAUUAUUAAGUAUGUCAUGCAUAUGCAAGUGAUCCAUCUAUCAGGGGCUGGGAUCACAGAAAACUUUCAUUUUCCAUUGGAAAGGGGGUGGGGCUGUAUAAAAAUAUCAAAAGCUUUGAGCCACUUAAGACUAGCUCAAUGCUAAGGGAACAGAUCUGACCAGGUCCAGCUACAACAGGAUCUCAAUCUGUUAGCUGAGUGGGAGAUGAGCUGGGACAUGGAAUUUCACCCUGCCAAGUGCCAGACACUAUCAAUCUCUAGAAGUUGUACUCCUCUACACUACCAAUACAAACUGCACGGCCAUAUUCUUGAGCAAGUUUCCUCCGUAAAGUACCUGGGUGUUACCAUUCAAAGAGAGGUCCGCUGGGACGAGCAUAUUAACAAUGUAUGUAACCAAGCAAACCAAGCCUUGGGGUUCUUAAGGCGAAAUCUAAAGAUUGGCAACUCCUGUGUGAAAGAAAGAGCAUAUAAAGCCUUUAUCCGUCCGAUUUUAGAUUAUGCAUCUUCAGUCUGGGACCCAUUUACCCAGAAGAGCAUUGACAGGUUGGAGGCGGUCCAGCGACGAGCAGCACGUUUUGUCCUAAACCGCUACAGGAAUACCUCUAGUGUUGGCAGCAUGCUAGAAACACUAGGCUGGUCACCAUUGGAGAAAUGACGACGACAAUCCAGGCUCUCCAUGAUGUACAAGAUAAAUAAUGGGCUGGUCCACUGUUCCAGUAUUAAACAGAAACUCGUCCCUCUCCCAAAUAGACAGCGACGAGGCCAUGACAAGCAAUUCAGGCUCAUCCCAGCAAGAAGCCAGCAUAGGAGCUGCUCAUUCCUGCCCAAGACAAUCAGGGACUGGAACCAUCUUUCCAAAGGAAUGGUUGAGGCGACAACACUAGACACAUUUGUGUCUAUUGCCUCAAGCCUUCAAACCCCUAGUGCAUAUUUCCUCAUCACCACCAGUAACAGAAACAUUGCAAAUCCCAUCUACAUGCAUAGGACCCAAAAUGAUCAAUAAAUUGAUCGUGGGCCCUUAAGAUAUAGAAGAAGAAGAAGAACUAACUUCUACCCCCAAAAUGUCUGAGAGACUCAUAAACCUCAUAGGGUAGAUUGGCACUACAAAAUGCCCACAGAAAUGGGAUGUAUAAUGGCAACUUUAUGCUAAUUAUUACAAUUAAUAAUACCAUAUUAGUAAUAUAAUAAAAAAUAAUUUUACAAAUAUUUAAUGCCCGAAAACAGUUUCAAUAUUUUAUAUCAGUCUUGUUUACUCUGUAUAAAAUAUUUUAAAGAAAAUUUUUAUCUGCUUUUAGAAAGACCAGCUGAAAAUGUCAAAGUUGGCUCAGGGCAUCCUUCCAUAAUGAAAAAGAGAGGCUAUGAACAGACCAAUGGUGUGGAUUCAGGUGGAAAAUAAUUAUGAGCUGAAGUAUAAUGUUAACUAUGAAAAAUAUACGGCUACAACAAGAGAUUUAAAUUUUGUUUGUAUUAACCAUACAUUUUUUUUUUCAUUACUAAACUCACCAUCAGAACUUCACAUGUAACAAUUAAAAACUACCCCUCAUCAUAAAAGAUUUAACAAUUAAAAACGAAUGUUACUUUCAUAAAGAGCCCAUUGUCAAUAAUGCAUGUAUUUUCAAACUUUCAGCACCAUUAGCAAAAAGACCCAACAUGAGUGUGAUUCGGCAGGCUGGCACUAACAUCAAAACUCCUGGCGUAACUGUAAGUACACUCAAUGUAAAGUAAAAUGAGGACACUAUUCUCUUAGCUCUCUUUUAAGCUUGAAUUGUAACUAUGGUCGGUGAACGACCCGUUUGAAUUUAAGCUUCUGAGAAAAUGUAUUCAGAAAGCUAUGGAAUAUUGUUGUCUGAUAAUCUAUUUUUAAAAAGUGACAAUACUAAUAAUUUUGCAACAAAAUGGAACCAUUUAUUUUUAAAAUGUACACAAUUUAAUUUAAUACUUUUUGUUAUUUUUGGAAAUGUUAAGAAUUGCGGGUUCAAGGUCAGCUAUGGAUUGAUUAUAAUACACAUUCUGCCUCAGAAGUAGUUUCAAACCAUUCAAAAUUUUGAACAAAAUUUCUACUAGUUUUGUCACUGAGAAAUUGAUAUUGUUGUAUAUUGAUUUAGACAAGCCAGAGAAUCUCUGUAGUAAGAGUUUGGGUCGUCUAAAACAAGAUACAACUCUUACUUGGCAUUGUAAUUAUUUCUAUGUGUAUAAACAUAGUGUUGUGGCCUAAUAAUGUAGCUUUUCAUUGCUUGUAGUUGUAGUUGUAUCUAGUAUCUUAAUGAGAUUUGGGCCAGUUCACUGGAAGGCUGAUUUGUGGAUUCUCUUACAACUUUUGCAUGAAGGUAGAAAGUAAAACUACAAAUGUUAACUGAACAUAAUUUAUGACUUAUUGUGUAAACAACUUUUAAAAAUCAUAGACUUUUGUCCCUGUAUGCUAUUCAAUUCACCAUUUUCUCAUUUUUUCUAAUAAGCUUACGUACGUGCAUGCCAACACUGAUUUCAUAUUUCCUAACAUUUCAGUUAGCCUAACCAGCUCUUAAAUAUCCUCCUUUUAACUGCUGAUUAACCUUUUUUUUAAAUCUAAAAGCAUUGCAGAAAAUUAGUUCUUAAUAGGCACUAGGACUGGCACACAUUAUUUUUUGUAGCAACUGAAAAGCAUUUAAAAACAUUUAAUUAAAUUAAUUUCAGUUUUAAACACACUUUUAUAUCAGUUAGGCAAUGGGAAAAGGUUAAAUAUCUUUUUUUAAGGUUUAAAUUUGCCUUUAAACCAUCUCAAAUAUUGAUGUUAAAAAAAUAAUACUAAAGUCUAUUGAUUGUCCAAUGAAAGUUGUGCUCUUGUUGUUGUGUGACCCCAAUCAUUCACUGGUGGCAAAAUACAGCUCAUGUCAAUCUCUUUUUUUUUUUAGUGAAUUAUACCAGUACCUAAAUCUUGUACUGUUAUGGUUAAUAGAUAUUGUCUAGUUGCAUGCUUGUCCUUGGUAGAUUUCCAAAUGUUUAAAAAAAUUAUCAAAUUUUACAAAAAAGCAACACUAUAAUUUGUUUUUUCUCACCGUAUAGCGGGUAAGCCCUUCACAAAGUUAGAACAGUAAAUGAUCUGCGAUUAAUGAUUCAAAUAAAAUAAGUCAGGUCCUUCGUUUUGAGUUUUGGAAAGUGCUAUGAAAAUGUGUUAGCAGAAAAAAUAUACAAUUUGAGUAUACUUUACAGCCACCUUAAAAAAAAAAAAUUAAAUUAGUAAUGAUUGGAAUUUAGAAGUUGCCUAUUGGGCCUUUCAAUAAAAAAAAAAAGUGAGCAUUGUUAAACUGCAAAAAAACUUUUGCCAGCUGCAGUUGUCACAGCUUUUGCUAGUUUUGUUUGCAUUCACAUUUACAGCUAAAUGGAAGUGACAUGCACCCUAACAAAAGUCUCUUUUUUUUUUCCCUUAUAUUUUAUUUUGUUUUACAACCAUGUACAAUCUUCCAUUUCAUAAAUAAAUACCUUAUUAAAUUCUAGAUUAAAAAAAGCAAAAUUAACUGUAGUAAGGCUUCCACUUUUCAUUUAAACCCUAAUCAUCCCCUCCGCUUUUAAAAUAUUUCUGUUAUGCAAUUGCAAGUGCUGGUUGCACAGUGCACAUUCAAGAGCAGCACCAUCACUGCAAAUAUCAGUGAAUCACUUAAAACUUGAUUCUGAGCGAUGGCGUAAUGCCACAUUUUGUGAAGCAGACUCGGUUGAAAUUGUUUCUCUGACACACCUGCUGCAGCUUCUUUUUUCCUUUUUUUUUUUUGUAUCUUUGAUUUUUGCAGAAUCUCAUAACCAUUUUUUUUAAUAUGGCAUUUGUUUUUGAAAAAAUAAUGUCCAAAUAUUGCGUGUCAUUGUGUUUAUUGAGUUAUCUUUUUUUGUUUAUUUUUAACCACAAUUAAUGCCAACUGCUGCUCAAGUAAAAAGCUUUCAUUAAAAAAUAUAUUUUUUUUUACUAAUUAGAGGUUUUUUAGAAUUUUCUUGAGUAAUAGAGGAAGAGCACGUUUAAGAUUCCAGUACUGGAAAUAAGUGUGUGUGGGAGGGAGUAUUACAUAUGUAGCCAUCCGAAACAGUGGGGGUGAAGUGCCGCUAUACGGUGUUUUCUUUCAGCGAGGAAGUGUGCUCAACCACAACAGCAUCAAUGGACGAAGUCGCUUUGCUGGCCGCAACGUGAAGAUGCAUAUGGUCAGUUGGAUGGACAUGCCAGAUGAUGUAUAUUUUGUGGCAACAGGGGCAACAAGGUGAGGCUUUCUAGUCCUUCCACUCUUCAUGGGUACAUGAAGACUUAAAACAUGCUGACAAAAUUUGAUACAAAUUAGACAAUAAUUAUUUAUAUAUUUAAAAAAAAUAUUUAAUUCAUAAUAAUAAUAGUCACAAAAAAUGAAAGAACAAAAGACAAAUUUGAAGUAAAUAUAAAAAAAAACAUUUAAAAAAAAACAUUUUUUUGAUGAAGUAAAAUAGUUAAUAGGAAUAAAUUUAGUUACACAUUUUGAUGAAAUGAUGAGAGAUAAAAAAAACUUAGGGGUUAAUCUUGUUUUAUUUGUUUAAUUUAAUGUUUUGAUCGACAAUGUAAACAUGUUGUUUGAUUCACAUUGCAUGAAUGUUUAUUAUGCCUGAUUGGAUCUAAACCCCCAGUCAAAGCUUAAUUUUUGUUUUUUUUAUAUAUUUUUAAUGUCAAACAAUGUGCGUGUCACCAGGUAGUCAUUUUUGGGUUCAUUACAGAUAAUUGGUUAUUAUUGCUCAUUGGAAUCUAAAUUAUGCUGGCAAAAGUUGCAUGUAACCUAAUCUAAUAACAACCAAAAAUGUUGCCCACCAUUUGGACUUUGAUCGUCUCUGGGAGACAAAAGCAAACUUUCCAGCAAGAAAAAUAAAUGAUUCAAUUAUACAAAGAAUAGAAUUUGUGGCGGCAAAAAUGUGAUUUACUCUGUCGAAGGGAAUGUUAUUUUAUUUACAGUUGUGAACCAAAAAUGCAGGCCGCCCUUUCUCAGCGCCAAGUUUUUAUAACAUUGAGAUUUUCAUCAGCUCCUUAACUUUUAGAAAUCAACUGCCAUUUGCAAUUCUCAGAGUUCAUAACUUAAGGUUAUUAUUUUUUAGGGUGCAUAAUAUGAUUAGGAUAGAGGGUAGGAAAUAGGGUAAUCAUCAUGGGUUCCAUGAUCACUUAGUGAAAGAAAAUAGUGGAAAAAAUUGUGAAGAAAUCAAAUAAAGCUAAUUAACUAUGAUGGACAAAAGACACAACUGGCUUUUGUUUUGUAUUUUUUAAAUAUAUUUAAUUAAAAUAUAAGUGGAAGGUCUAUAGGGGUAUAUUUUUCAAUGUAUUUCCCAAAAUAUAGACCUGACCUGCUUGGGCACUAAAAAUGUUUAUUAUUUUAAAGAUAAUUUAUUAAAAAAAUAUUUUUAACCUAAAGAUAUUCUUAUUUGUAACUUUUUAUGGGUGAUGUUUAUAAUCUUGUUAUAAAUCUUGGUUUGGUUUGGGUAUUUCAUUCAAACGAUAGUAUCUCUAGUUUCCCGGAAUGCUACAGAGCUGAGCAUUUUUGACAGGGUAAGUCUUAAGAGGGCGUUUAAUCUUUUAAAAGAAGGUGAAGUCUGGUUACCAAUUAUGUUUCGUGAAAUUCUAAAUCAAAAUGGAUGAGUGCAUAACUUCCUUUUAAACGUAUGAUUAUCUUGCUCACCAUCAUAUGAGUCAGAAGAAUAAAAUGAUCCAUAUUCAGAUUUAAAGAUGUUGUCAGAUUCAGCUCAUUUAAAAAACUUGCUGCCAUUUUAUUUGAACUAAGAAGUAUAUUUCAGAAGUUUUGUAAUGAAGUAUAAAUAAAAGUAAGGAUUCCCAACCCAAUCAAUUGGUCUCAAUAUGUUUCACAUUCCACUGCAUAUCAGCACUCUGUAGGCUUGUAGAUUUUACGCUUGUCAUUGGAUUACUAAAUAUAUUUUUUGUUUACUAACCAAAAUCAAACUUGUAUAUUGUUUUUAGGAAAAUUCGCAAGCAGCUUCAGAUGAACGAUUUUAAACGCCUGGCUCGUAAUCCAUGGAAGCAUCUAAAUGUGAAACCACCUCUACCUUCAGGGUCUUUGGGUAAUGGCCAUAGAGCAGGGCAGCAGGAAGUGGUGGUCUUGGAUUGAAUAUUGUACAAGUAAUUGAGUAAGGUACUGGCUUUGAAGAAAUUUUAAUAUGCCUUUACUUUCCUCUCGAUUUAUUGGACUUACAUUUGGUAGUCUGUUCACCUGUUUGCCUUCAGUUAAAAUUGUUUAAAGUCUAGAAGUCUUAUCUACACAGCUUAAUGCAUGGAUAUAACUUUUUGUUGUGUAUGAAAGAGGUUGCAUGAUGUUAGAGAUAAACAAGGUACAUGUAAAGAUUUGUUUAUAAUUAUGGUUAUUUAAAUUUAAAAAUUCUGCUUCUCAUGUUAUUUAAAUUUUUUUAUCACAACAGGUCCAUGUCUUUGUCCCAUAAAUAUAUCCUGAAAUGGGUUUUGUCCAGGUAGAGAUGGUGCUUGCUACAAGAGAGGUUGUCCUUCUAUGGGGCUGGAACAGGAGAAUUGGAACCCUCAAAAACUGUAUCAUUGACCAACUGUUGGCUUUCCUAAUCAUCUGUAAAUAUUAAUUGCAUUGUUGUGGAGAAAUUUUCUGUGUUGAUACAUCAUUGUUGUGGAGAGAUUAACCGUGAAGAGGGGAGGCACCUGUGUGGAUGGAUGACUUUUAUACAACUUGUGUGCUUGGGUUUACUUGGCCGGUCUGGUGCAGCGCCCCGACUUUGUUUGAUGAGGCUGGCUAAUCAGUUUUUUUAAUGGUGGGAAAGCUUACUGAAUAUAUUGUGUAUAUUCGCAAGUCAGUGUGACUUGAACAGGUUUUCUCAAUGUUUCUGCUUGUUGAUUAUAUGAUUGCUAUUUGAUUUGAAGUCACAGAGGGGUGUUAAACGGAUAUUCUAAACUAGAGAUCAUUUUGAUUGUUCCAGAAAUAUGAAAAAAUAAAAGAGAAUUUACUGCAAUUUAAAUCCAGUUUCUAUUUUUAAAAUCUAAAACAGCUAAGACUUUCAUAUUGCGGUAAGUUUCCAAUCUACAAUGUUACUCUACUUUAAUAACAUGGAUCAAGGGUGUGAGGCUUUGGUUCAAUUGUUCACAGAGAUUUUCUUUUACAGAAUGAAGACAACACAUGUAUGUAAAUGUAUUGGAUAUGUUAACCAAACAGAGAGUGCCAAUGAAUUUUAUGUAAAUGUGUGUCAUUAAUUUGACUAAGGGGAAAAAAAGACUGGUAUUAUUACUUGAAUGGUCAUAUUAAUUGAAUGUACCUCAGAACAAUACAUACGAUUGUGAGAAUUUGAAAAUGUUUAAAUGAAAAGUAGGUGUAGGUCUUGCGCAGAGUGAAAGCAUUUUCAUUUCCAAAGCAGUUACAUUAUUGAAAUUGUGUUUUUUUUUUUAAACUGGUUAAAUUGAUGAACAAGUGGAAUUUUGUUCACAAAUUCAGGAGUUGAGACUAAAUAUAAUUGAGAAAAUCUGUAAUUGGGAUUUGUUUUUUUUUUUUUUAUUUACAUCCAUUAUAAUUGCUGCAGGACUUCUUAGUAUUCUUAGCUGACCAUUUUGUCUCUACCUUGACCUUGUCAGGGCACCUCCAAUUUAAACUUAAUUUCUGAUUUGUUUCAGUUGCCUGAAACUUCAGUUCUUUAAGGUUAGAAAGUAUUGUGUGCAACUCAAAUUUGUCUCUCAUCCAUCUUGAUUUUGAGUAGGAGGGAAACAGUAUUUUCAUGUCUUCCAUUAGUGUUGGAGAGUAUUUCUUUAAUAAAACAAAAUAAAAAAAGUUAGUUGAAGGUCAAUGUUUCUCUGACCUCAUUUCUUGUACUGCCCCUCCCUCCCAUGAUCACCCUUGGAAAAUAACUCACAAUCAGUACACUAUUUUUACAUUACACAGUAACAAGGGUCUUAGACUACAAUUAAGGUAGUUUUUGAAUGUCCUAAAUGUUAAUAUCAAUUAUUUUUUUGAAAACCCUGUUAUUGUUAUUAGGGAAACCAGUAGUUUGGUCAGUCAAAUUAUUAUUCUGUGACAUGUUUUUUUUUUAAUCAGUAAAUUUUGUUCUUUUAUCUCAAGCCACUCCCUUAUUACACUGAAAACAGAGUUGUGUCAUAGAAGGAGAACAAAUUGAUAGAUUAAUGUUUAAGUAACUUGAUUAGAUCUCAAUUAUAACUUCAGAGCUGCUUAAAAUUACAAGCAAGUGAAAAAACUGUUUCCUUCUAAGCUCAACUAAAUUAAAACUUGAAUAAUUAUUACAUGUUUAUUUUAAUACAAUCAUCUUUCGCCAUUUCCCCCAUUAAAAAAUCACUUUGAUAAAUAUCACCCCAUCAAGGCUGGUUGUGGCAUAAUUCAUUUAUAAAAAGUUUGAUAUAUUGAUAGGAAGUUUGUGCUUAAAAAUAAUUGUAUUUUCAAGAUUCUUGUAAAAUAACUUGAGGAAGCCCCAGGGAAUGUAGUGGAUAACUAUAACUACCUUAAUAACUUGAUCUCAUUGUUAGCUAGUGAAUCUCUAAAAAUAUGAUGUCCGAUCUAACAGAUUGGUAAUACUAUAGAGCAAUUAGUAUUGAUCUGAUGUUUUGCCCCUAUCUAAUUUGAACUUCAUCCUCAAAAACAAAGUGUCUUAGCCUCUUUACAUCUAAAUACUAAGUAUUCUAAAACAGAUAAUUACCAACCACCUGGUUUCCCUAGACCAUUGUCCCCAAUACAUAAAUGAAAAAAAAAUGAGGGAAAAAAACCAAACACUUUGUAUUUUUAACUUUUAAAAUGGACCAUCUCUGUGCAACUCAUGAGUGUAAAUAUACACUAAGCUGUUUGUGUUGGACUCUUUCACAAGGAUCUGUCCCUAAAGUGGGAGAUGACAUAACAGAGUUGUCUGGAUCUGUUUAACGUUAUUGUUGUUUGUUGUCUUAAUGACACUUUAUGCAAAUAUGUACAAUACAAAAAAUAGGAAAUGCUUGAAGAAUUUUGAGUAGAUGUGGUUUAUUUAGCUGCCAUUUCUGGUAGCUUAUGUCAGGUUCAUGUAGUUAAUUUCCUUAAGAUGAAGACUAUUGGAUUCAUUCACAAGGCUCCUUGGCAAAAGUUACCGUAACAAAAAUUUGGUAAUGAAUUGAAGGAUGAACAUUUUAAUCUCACUUUUGAAAAGUAGUUAAACUUAGAAUAAAUGACUUUUUCAACUCAGAAUGACUCGUUUUCUCAAAAAUCUUUAACAUUUUAAGUUACAGGGUAAUAAUACAAACUUUGCUUGUGCUGCACAAGACAUUGAAAUAUUACAAACAACUUGACAUAUUUUCCAUCAGAGAAGACUGUAUAAUUAAUAAUGUAAUUCACCUUGUGUUAAAUAAUAGUGUAACUGAAGCGGUUAACAUUAAAGAAUGUUUUGCCUGGAAUAUAUAAUCGUACUUGCAAGGAUUGCCAUAACGUUUGAGCGCUCACCUCACGUACCAAAUAUAAGUGUAUCUGAAAGGGUUACCAUGGCGUUUGUGGCAGCUUGAAAUAUUUAUAUAUUGUAUCAUUUUCUUAACAAUUACCGCCUUUAACAAUUUGAUGAAACAUGUUGUACCAUUUGCACUCAUUGUUUGCCAUUAUCAAGAUAUAAAAACAAAAUCCCAUAUUGAUGUAUACACAAUUAUUGUCGUCCUUUUGUUACAAGCAAAAUUAGGGUUAGGGGUUUAGAUUUAAUUCUAAAAUAUCAAAAGUGUCUGAAUUAGGAUUAUCCUUGCUUUACAAUUGAAAUUUUGUGUUUGUUCUAUCAAUAGCUUUUGGUCGUCAUCUUUACAAUGGCAUAACAGUUUUUGGAAGAAAUGUUUUGGUACUCAUCCAUCUGUCACUUGUAAUUGUAUACAAGAAAAGCAGUUUUAAAUCAGAUGUACAUUUUAAAAAAAAAUGCAACAGUGUAGGCUCCGUUUUGUCAUACAAAAAUUGAUAUUUAUUGCAUUCCUCAAUGAACACACAGCCCGCCAAUGUAAGUUUUGAAAAUUGCAUCUAUAACUUUGUCAUGCCUGUUGUGGCAGUCAGAAACUUCGGUAAAUAAUGUUUAAGUUGUCCAUUCUAGAAAUAAUUUUUUUCUCCUGAACUCCCCUGCUCUUUCUUAUUUUCAGCCACAUAAAUUCUAGUUUGUUCCCACCACUCUCAUCAAGCAAGAUUUCUCUAUCAUAUUUUCAUCUAAUUUAUCUCAUCCAUGUCAUGCUGAUUCUUUUUUUUUUUCAUUUGUGUAUUCAAUAAAAUAUUUUGAACUGUUUCUUGAUUUUUUAAGUAUUUUCAAGUUAAUCAUAAAUAAAUACUAUUAAAGAUAGGGAGAAAACAACCACCGAGUUUAUUGAAAAGGACAGCCAUUGCUGUAAUUAAUU